AUGUCAGCUUUCCCACCACAUUUCUCACCACAUCUUUCGAGCGCCGGGCGAAAUGGCUUUGACUUCCAGACGUCACAACUAGAACCAGAGACGCCGGAACGUGUCGCAAACAACGAUGCACACCGCAGCCCACCGCCCUCGAUAAUAUCGCCCGCCUUCACGCCCCCAGCGACACCGGGAGGCGCGACGCCCUCGCAACCCCGGCCACCACGCUCCAUACCAGUCGAUACCUCAGUGCGCACCGACACGCCGCGACCGGACCUCCUCCCCAAGCUACCAAAAGUGGAGUGCGAGGUGCGCGCGCGGAUACCCACAACUACCGGGCACGAGAUGUGGUUGCAUGUGUAUAGAAACAGCGUCGACACCAAAGAACAUCUGGCAAUUGUCUUUGGAAGCCAAAUACGUUCUAGAUCACUCGAUGCAGAGCGUCCUGGGGAGACGGAAUUGGACCGCAUGACGAGAGGCGCAUACGUAGGACGUUUGUACCCUGGAAGAACCAGCUCGCGGGUCGAACAGCUCAAGAGGGCAGAAGGCGUCCCCACGAAGCGCAAGCCCGACUCUGAGUCGGCGCAUGUGGAUAAGAGCAAUGGUCUGUUGUCGCCAGCCUCCACAGCAUCUUCAGAAAAUGGAGACGUGCAGCCAGCUUCUUCACUAGAGUUACCCCUCGUCCGCAUACACUCCGAAUGCUACACGGGCGAGACAGUAUGGUCUGCGCGUUGUGACUGCGGCGAGCAGCUGGACGAAGCCGCGCGGCUGAUGGCCGAUCCCACCCUGUCACCCUCGGGCGGUGCUAUUAUCUAUCUCCGCCAAGAGGGCCGUGGAAUUGGUUUAGGCGAGAAGCUUAAGGCCUACAACCUACAGGAUCUAGGCAAUGAUACGUACGAAGCAAAUAUUAUGUUAAGGCAUCCUGCAGACGCGCGCAGCUACGGUCUAGCCACGGCUAUGCUUAUGGACUUGGGCUUAGAUGGAGACAGAGGCAUAAGACUUCUGACCAACAACCCAGAUAAAGUCCAUGCGGUCGAGGGGCCGAAUAGGGAAGUCGUGGUAAGGGAGCGCGUAGCUAUGAUUCCGCUUGCCUGGAAAACAGGUGGCAUGAAGGGAAUCAAGAGCGAAGAGGUGGAGAAGUAUCUUAGUACAAAGAUCGAAAAGUUCAAGCAUAUGUUAGAUCAGAAGUAA
Messenger RNA from Alternaria atra, 1176 nucleotides. RefSeq lists its product as uncharacterized. Gene Ontology annotation, biological process: riboflavin biosynthetic process. Lineage: Eukaryota; Fungi; Ascomycota; Dothideomycetes; Pleosporales; Pleosporaceae. The record is from RefSeq and is a predicted model, not a curated record. Bases 1 to 1176 code for a protein of 391 amino acids. The transcript has 2 exons. Gene Ontology annotation, molecular function: GTP cyclohydrolase II activity.